Messenger RNA from Labrus bergylta (ballan wrasse), 2760 nucleotides. RefSeq names its product armadillo repeat containing 10 (gene armc10). The record is from RefSeq and is a predicted model, not a curated record. Gene Ontology annotation, cellular component: mitochondrion. NCBI's taxonomy places the organism in Eukaryota, Metazoa, Chordata, Actinopteri, Labriformes, Labridae.
CAGCCCCGGAACACACCGCAGAGUAACAUCACUGUUGACAACUGUGGCUUGUUGUCAAACUUCUCCAGUUCCCACAACAAUGAGUUCACCAAAAUUGCUCUGCUCGGGCUGUGUAGUGUUGUCUAUUGGCUGUCUUCACUGCUAGUUUACUUUCUCCAGCAGGUCCGCUAGCUGUUGCUGUAACACGAUUUGACUGAAAUCAUCAUCUGUUGUUAAGCGGUUAGCUUGUUAGCUUAGCGUUAGCAGGGCUUAGCUAACGAGGCUGCAGCAGCAUGGGCGAUGGAAGUGUCACUCCGAGGAUCGGCAACAUGAGAGCGUUGCUCGGGUUAGUUGCCGGAGCUGGAGCUUCCUAUGGGAUUUACAAACUUAUCAGCGAGGUAAGCAUCAAGAGGAACAAGAAAAGUGUCCCCAGUGACAGUCCCGGUGUGUGGAGCAGUUCCCCCGGUGACCUGACCCCGAAGCCGGGCAGCCUGCUGGCCAAAGUGUCCGGACUGGACGUCGUCUGCCCCCGACCUGCGGAUGUAGCAUCAGGUGACAUCAUCCACCAGUCACCUGACAACCUGGACCCGCAGCACUUGAAGAUGCUGCUGUCGUGUCUGCAGACCAACACCAAGCCAUCGGACAGAUGUCGGAUCCUCGUAACUUUAGGAAAUGCUGCUGCCUUCACUGUGAAUCAGAAUCUCAUCCGAGAGUAUGAAGGGAUUCACAUCAUAGCUGGCUUCCUCUCUGACUCUGCUGCAGAGGUUAGAGUGCAGACUCUGAAUGCUUUAAAUAAUCUGUGUAUGAACAUCCAGAACCAGGAACAAAUAAAGGUUUAUGUGCCACAAGUGCUGGAGCUGAUUGAGAUGUCCCCGGUGAAUUCUGACCUUCAGCUCGGAGCUCUCAGGCUGAUGACGAACCUUUCAGUCACAGAAAAACAUCAACAUCUGCUGAAGGAUUCCAUCACACUUUUACUGUCUCUUCUUGUUGUUAGCAACGAGGCAUUACAGAUUCAGGCGUUAAAAGUUCUUGUGAAUCUGUCCUCUAAUCCAGACAUGAUGGAUGACAUCGUACAAGCUCAGGCACCAGCCUCUGUCGUGCUGCUGUUCGAUGCUCGGACAGCCUUUGCCGUGCUCCUGCGACUUCUGACGUUUGCAGGAAACUUAAAAGCCUGGAGGCCCUCCGCCCAGGUGGCCAAUGAACUGAGGCGGAAGCAGGAUUGCCUCUUCAGGGUCAUGUUAGACGAGUCCUCCCAGCUCCACAGCAGACUGGUCCAGCUGCUCUCGCACCCCGACGGGGAGAUCCAAGCCCAGGUGGCUCGCGUCCUGACGUAAACCUCCUACUGGAAAACAAUGCACAGCUUUAGUUUUCUCACAUUAACCCUGCCAAAGCCACCGACCUGUCACUUUCCUCGUCCGUUUAGAUCUGUUGACAUCAUUGUCGAUGCUGAGUUUACACUCCCACACUCUCCAAGCGUUAUCGAGAUCAAGUUGCCACUCAGAACUAAUUUAUUUAUUCUCACACCCUGAUUUCCAGUUUCUUACACUACGAUUACACGACAACUGAUGAGAAAUAGUUUUGCGGUCGUGCAGGGAGAAUCCAUCGAGGGUAUGAAACGGGCGGCCUCUUCAUGUUUUCUUCCUGCCAGAAAGAAAACGUUUUCUUUUCAUUUGCCCAAGACUAUUCUCCUUUAAAAAGCUCCACAGUGCCCUUCCUUUUGUGACAACUUGACCUGCUUUUCUGAAGAUCUAUUCCAGGUGAAAUUUCUUAAAAACCAAACCCACUGCCAAACAUUUUCAAGAGACUGUUGUCUGAUUGACCCGUGUGGCAUGAGAGGUGAAGAGAUUUGUGCUGCACACCUCAGCAUGCCUUUGAAGACCCGAAUGAAUGGAUGUACUGCAAGCUCCAGUCCUCACUUAACGAUCGUCAGCCAUGUUGGAUUUAAAGAUCAUGCUCUUGUUAGCAGUAGCAUAAGAAGAUAUUUUAUACAUUUAGCUAAUGUGAGAACCAGCGUCAUAACUUAAAAACUGUCAAAGUGAUGUUACAAAUACAGGAUAGCCGGCUCCACAGACCUGGAAGGAAGUGAGAAGUAGCAGGAGGACCUUGUAGUUAAAACACUGCAUCCCCCAUACUGAGAAGACCCAGGUGAGGUGGAAAGGAUACAACCUGGGAUAUCUUCAAAAGGUGCCCUAAUCCCGGCAGUUAAACCCCUCAAUGCUUGAGAUGUUUUUUUUUUCUCUCAGUUGUAAAUCUUCCAGAAAGCGGCUGAAGACGCUGCAGGAGAAAAAGGAUUUUCAUCCUGCUGUGACCGUGAGGACUGCUCCAUGUACUGUGAAGAUAUUCAGCUUGAUCUUAAAAGAUGGUGAUGCAUAAAGUGGACAUGUGACACCAGUGAUUGAAUGUUAAAUGAAAAGCCUUAUUGUGAAAAGUUCUGCCCUGACUGAAACAAGAUGUCGUCUAUCUGAAGGGACUGGAGCUGUGCACUCAUCUGCUCGUUAUAAACUCAGAGAGGACGGUGCAUGUAGGUGCAAACCUCUUGUUUGCAUGGAAAAUGUGAUUAAUAACUCAAAGAGUACGAGUUUGAAUGCAAAGAUUUUAUAGCAUGAGGCAGUCCAGGUCAGAAAGAAUGCUGCACAUUUUUUAUGUUUGGACACUGAAUUUAUUAAAGCAAAAUCCCAAAAUGUCUCUCAGGCAACAUGGUUUACCAGAUCACACACAGCAGGAGGCUGAUUUACAUGUGAUCUAGAUUAUUUUAUUUAUUUAAUGAAGUCAGCGUUUUGC